This is a messenger RNA of Oncorhynchus keta (chum salmon), 3408 nucleotides long. RefSeq names its product olfactory receptor 1M1-like. Bases 437 to 1459 code for a protein of 340 amino acids. Gene Ontology annotation, biological process: G protein-coupled receptor signaling pathway. Lineage: Eukaryota; Metazoa; Chordata; Actinopteri; Salmoniformes; Salmonidae. The transcript is spliced from 2 exons. Gene Ontology annotation, molecular function: olfactory receptor activity; G protein-coupled receptor activity. Gene Ontology annotation, cellular component: membrane. The record is from RefSeq and is a predicted model, not a curated record.
UUCAGAGACAGAGAGUCAGGGAGAUAGAGGGAUAAUCUCUCACACCACCUGAACCUGUGGUGGAACACAGCCAACAGACCGACCCGGACCAUCAAACUCUACUACCUGAACCUGUAGUGGAACACAGCCAACAGACCGACCCAGACCAUCAACUCUACUACCUGAACCUGCUGUUGUAGAACACAGCCAACAGACCGACCCGGACCAUCAACUCUACUACCUGAACCUGUGGUGGAACACAGCCAACAGACCGACCCAGACCAUCAACUCUACUACCUGAACCUGUGGUGGAACACAGCCAACAGACCGACCCGGACCAUCAACUCUACUACCUGAACCUGCUGUUGUAGAACACAGCCAACAGAACGACCCAUGGUCCAUAUCACUGUGCCCAGUUUUACGCAUCAACGGAGCAAGCGUUUGUGUUUGUCUGUGCAUGCAUAGACCUGGAGCGCAGGUGUGCGGAAACAGCUCAGCCAUGAGAUUCCUCGGCAGGUUGCAAUGGAACGACUCCUCCGUUCUAAUCCAUCCCCCCGGGUUCUACAUCAUCGGCUUCACCUCCCUGCCCUUUGCCAACCUCUACUUCAUCUUCCUCGCUUUCGUUUACGUGGUGUCAGUCGUGUUCAACACAUUUGUGAUCUAUAUAAUCAUGGUGGACCAUCGCCUCCACAAUCCCAAGUAUAUCGCGGUUGGUAACCUCGCGGUGGUUGAUCUGGUGCUGAAUACUUGCAUUAUUCCCGGUAUGCUAAAGGCGUUUCUUGCUAAGAACAAUUUUGUGCCGUUUAAUCUGUGUAUGGUACAGAUGUAUGUGUAUUAUUCCUUCAUAUCUAUGGAAUCGUUCUCCAUCGCUGUGCUCGCCUAUGACCGUAUGAUCGCCAUAUGUUUCCCUCUGAGGCACGGCUCCAUCAACACCAUGACCAGUAUGUCGUGUAUUCUCGGUGUCAUCUGGUGCUUCUGUCUUGGUAUACAGAUAUUCAGUGCUGCAAUUAUGACCAGGCUGUCCUACUGCGAUUCCGUUAACGUCUACAGCUAUUUCUGUGAUUACGCACCAGUGUUUCGGCUGGCAUGUAACGACAACUCCCUGCAAUGGGCUGUGGCUUCAGUUCUGAGCCUGGUUAUCCUCCUCGGCCCACUGUCCUUCAUCAUUCUGUCAUACAUGAGUAUUCUAAUCGCUGUGUUCAGGAUGAAAAGCGUUGAGAGUCGCGUGAAAGCACUGGCCACCUGCACUGAGCACCUCAUUCUAGUGGCAGUAUUCUUCUUUCCGGUUCUGACUAUUUUCAUGGUUGGGUUAUUAGCGCGCAUCAAACCAGACCCUGACCUGCGUGUACUGAGCCUGUCGCUGGCCUCGUGCAUCCCGCCCUGUCUCAACCCCAUCGUCUACUCUCUGAAAACUAAAGAGAUCAAGAGUAAAGUGCUCACCAUGUUCAGGAGAAUUAAAGUUCAAGUAGUUAACGAUUGAUCUUUACGCAUAGGUUGCUACAUAGGUUGCUACGUGCGCAGUGGUGGUUCUAACAUUUAAAACUAUAUAAAUAUAUAAAUAUAUACAAAAAUAAGACUCAAAAAUAUACAAAAUAAUUAACAAAGACAAAUAGAAACAAAUGUGUUGAUUUGGCACUCAAGCAUCAAUACAUUACCCAUCCCUCAACACCGUCAACCAAGAGUCAAGACUACAUUACCCAUCCCCCAACACCAUCAACCAAGAGUCAAGACUACAUUACCUAUCCCCCAACACCAUCAACCAAGAGUCAAGACUACAUUACCCAUCCCCCAACACCAUCAACCAAGAGUCAAGACUACAUUACCCAUCCCCCAACACCAUCAACCAAGAGUCAAGACUACAUUACCUAUCCCCCAACACCAUCAACCAAGAGUCAAGACUACAUUACCUAUCCCCCAACACCAUCAACCAAGAGUCAAGACUACAUUACCCAUCCCCCAACACCGUCAACACUACAUGACCCAUCCCCCAACAACAUCAACCAAGAGUCAAGACUACAUUACCCAUCCCCCAACACCGUCAACACUACAUUACCCAUCCCUCAACACCGUCAAGACUACAUUACCCAUCCCUCAACACCGUCAACCAAGAGUCAAGACUAAACCAAUUCACCUUGGUGGUGUGCAGACUGGUUUUAUAUUGUUCUUAACGAUUUCACACAAACCAGAAAAAAAUGCAACAAUAUGUCUGUGAAAUUAUAUAUUCACAGUAUUAUGAAUAAAUUGUUGUUUAUUUGGUAGCAUUUCACAGUGUGACUGAUUUUACUAAUUGCAUUAGUACUGUACAAAGUUAGAGGUGUGCUAAUUGAUAUAUUUCCCGUUCCCGAAGGUGACAUGAUUGUCAUUGAUGUAACGUGCAAAUGAGCAAUAGAAAACCAAUCGCGCAAAUGUCACAUUACGAUUGUUUUUGUGAGGACGCCCCAGUACCGCCCCCGACAAGAUGUUGCCCCGAGCGGCUGCCCAUACCUCGCCUAUACCUAAAUCCACCACCGUACGUGCGUAAAGUCAAGGGUGUUGAAAUAGGGAGACAUGCAUGUAACUCAUACAUUACUUAUCUUGUCCGUUGAAUAUUAAAUAUAAAGCACUUGGCAUUUCCAUCGUUUAAAUAGGAGUUUAUAACGAGUGAAUGACGUGUUUUGUUUUCAAUAUUUUCAUUGAUGAUUGUGUCCAUCUAUUUUUGAACACAGAGGUAUCACAUACAUUAUUAUCAAUGACUUACAUUUCCUUUUCAGCUUUCCUACAAGACAGAGGUGGCUAGAGGAUUACGCUAUAGGAGGAUGGGCUCAUUGUAAUGGCUGAAAUGAAGAAAAAUAGAAUGGUAUCAAUCACAUCAAACUUUUGUUUGAGUCUAUCCUAUUAAUUCCAUCCCAAUCAGCCCGUCCUCCUAUAGCUUCUCCCGCCAGCCUCGACUACAUGUUCUGCAAUAACUCCAUAUUUGCACUUCCUCAUCCUGUGUCAUCAACCAACCAAACAAUAUUCCCAACAUCCAUUUUCUAGUAAAAAACAGAAAAUCAAACACAUACUGUAUCUCUGUAAUGUUUUAUAUUGUAAAGAAAAAGUGUAUUAUUAUUUGUAUUAUUAUUAUUAUCAUCAUCCUAAUCCUAUGUCAUCAACCAAAUGUAAUCCCUUAAAAUGGGCAUGGUAGGCUCUAUAACCGACUGAAUAUUCCCAACAUCUUCUAGUAAUAAAGCAGAAAAUCCAACACAUAAUGUAUCUCUGUAAUGUUUUAUUUUCUGAGUACUUCAACAGAUUUAAAAAGGCUACCUGGUUGAUCCUGUUCUUUUAUCAAUAUGUUCUCAAUAUUUGUCACUGUGUUUUUAUCUGUUUAAAUCCUGAUCUGUGAAGCUCACUGGACUGCAAUAUAUUAUAAGAAAGAUGGUAAAGAAAUAAAGUCUAUUAUCAUCACCAUCA